Messenger RNA from Notolabrus celidotus (New Zealand spotty), 3160 nucleotides. RefSeq lists its product as uncharacterized. NCBI's taxonomy places the organism in Eukaryota, Metazoa, Chordata, Actinopteri, Labriformes, Labridae. The record is from RefSeq and is a predicted model, not a curated record. Bases 36 to 2237 code for a protein of 733 amino acids. The transcript has 3 exons. Gene Ontology annotation, molecular function: ubiquitin-protein transferase activity.
GGGCCGCCACGCUUGAGAGAUGCAGAGGCGUUAAAAUGGCUAUGUCGUCACUGUCCACAGGAAGAAUCAUCACAGUCUCUGAUUUUCUGCGGGAUCGAAAUGUUCCUGAAGAAGCUAUCAGCUACCUGGAGGAGGAAAAGAUUGACAAAGAUGUCAUCCCUCUUAUGGAAGAUGGGCAUCUGGCCAAAUUCGUUCCAUCAUUUGGGGAUCGACUAGCAUUGGUCAACUUCUGCAGAAACCAAACACCACUUCAGAAGAGGAAGAUGGGUCUUUUUGAAAAGCUCCGUUCAAAGCUCCAGAUGAAAAAAAAAACUGCUUCAAGUCCAACUUCUACAACUACAGGUCAAGGGCCAAACACUGAAUCUCAAAUCCCUGCAAAAAAAAGAGGGAAAGCAAGUCAUCGAAAGAUUGAAAUAGGAUGGCUGCACUCUGAGGGUGGUGUAGUAAAACAAAUUCGAGCAAAACAAGGAGGGGGCACAAGGACAGUAGUUAUUGGAGUAGACUGUGGCAUGGAUACUGUCCUAGAAAAAGGAAAGAAUUUCUUCUUCCCAAAAGGAACCUCAACCAAAGGCAAUGAAUCUGACUUUAAGUUUGAAGUGUGGGAUUACAAACACCACCCAGUCCAUGAAGAUGUGACCGUUGGUUUUGUGUAUGAUACCCUUGGCAUGGCCAGAUUACGAUUCUAUGUUGCUACUUGCUCAAAUGAAGAGUUACAAAAGGACAGCAUCACUGACAAACCAGAUGAUGAUGUUGAAGAAAUUAUGGUGAAAAAUAAUGUUAGCGAUAAACGGAAGCUGGAUGCUUAUGCAAAUGUAGAAGUGAGUGAUGAUGAUGAUCGUCAUCAUCAUGAGGGUCCUGAUGAUUUUGAGGAAGAUGUGAUAUUUUUGCAAGAUGAUGACUCUUUGAGCACUGGGAUGGAGGGCAGUUCACAGCACACUCAGUUGAUAUCAGUCACUGAUUCCCAUGGUAUCACAGGUGCCCACCUUGUUGCUGGUGGCCUUCAUACACUGGCAGCUAAAGCCCCACAUGUUUUUCAAAGCACUGACUUCACAUCAGAUGAUACAGACUUUGAGGUUGCAUUUGGCUCAGGUCAUGAACAUGAUACUGAUCUAAAUGACACAGAGCCAUAUGAUUUUGAAAUCCUGCAUCAGCACCCGCCACCGACCACUUCACCCUUUUCUGUUGAUGAGUCCCAACAACAGCCACCUACAGUGUUGUGUGCACCCAGUGAAGAAGGCCCACAACAGCUACAGCCAAAGGUUGUAACGAUACACCAUGGCAGCUGCCUGGAUGACAUGAUCAGUGGAUUCUUGGAUCCAGCAGUGCUGACACAACCACUGAUCUUCAAACGACUUCUUCCUGAUAAUACAGAGGAAAACGGCACUGGUUCAGGUGUUGUGAAAGAUGUUUAUAGUUCCUUUUGGAAUGAAUUUUAUGAUCGUUGUACAGUAGGAACAACAGUGAAAGUUCCUUUUAUAAGGCAUGAUUUCCACAGUGACACCUGGAAGGCAGUUGGAAGAAUUCUUCUUAAAGGUUAUCAAACAUGCCAGUACCUUCCAAUUAAGUUGGCUCUCCCUUUUGUGGAGGAGAUCUUGUACGGAGCAGUGUGCAGUGACCUACUUGAAACCUUUAAGUACUUUGUGAGUUUACAAGAUCACAACAUCCUCUCAAAGGCUCUUACUGAUUUUUGCUCAGUUGAUACUGAUGAACUUAUGGAUGUUCUUGAGAACUAUGAAUGUCGCAAAAGAGUCACUGCUGAGACACUCAGGGAUAUACUGAUGGAGAUUGCACAUAAAGAGCUUGUGCAAAAGCCAAUGUAUGUGAUAGACUGCUGGAAAGAUGUGAUACAGCCAAAUAUCACCCUUGACCAUAUUGAGCUUGUUAAGAUGUAUAACAGCCUCAGACCAACACCUAAGAAAGUGCAGGGACUCCUUCACUUCCCUGUGAUGAUGACCGCAAAGCAAAGGGAGGUAGAGAACCAUCUAAAGAGGUACAUCAGGGAGUUGGAUGACGAAAAACUUUGCAAGUUUCUACGAUUCACUACAGGAAGUGAUGUGAUCACAUGUAACAGAAUUGAGAUUUUGUUCACUAACAUGUCAACAUUCACAAGAAGGCCCAUAGGGCAUACAUGUGGAAGGGUUUUAGAGCUUGCUGAGUGCUAUGAAAAUUUCCCUGAUUUCCGGUCCGAAUUUAAUGCUGUGUUUGACAGUAACAUCUGGAUCAUGGAUAUUGUGUAGCUCUUGCUGAGCUAUGUUUGGCCCAUUCACAUUCACAGGAAGAUUUCAUUUUAGGACAAGAUAUCUAACAGUAUUUUUUCAAAAGGGGUCCAAACCAGGUUUAAGAUAUCCUAGAGUCAAAAAAAGGUUAUGUAAGGGAUUUAUUCUGUCUGUGUGCAUUAAGUGGGGUAGGGGUCAAAGAGCCGGCCUUUCUUUUACAACUAAACUGUCUGUCUUGUUAUUUCUCAAGCGUUUUUGAAACAUUAGGUUCCCUAUGCACUUUGAGGUACUUUGUUUUCUGUACUCAAGGAAUUGUAUUGUAUUUACUACCUUUAAAUGUUGUUGUUAAGGUUUUAUGUAUUCUUGAAAUGAGCAGUUUAACAAAAAAAAACAUUUUAGUCUAGUUUGCUUUAAUCCAAUGAGUUUUGUUUUGUAGUGCUCAAGGCACAAAACAUUAAAAAGAAACCUUUAAUAGGAAUGUCUCUCUCCAAGUAUGAUUUGUGUCUUGUUGAAACUGGAACUUCAGUGUUUAAAGUUAUACUUUGUUACCCAGUAAAUUGAUAUUCAAAAGUCGUUUCAAAGCAUAUGUUUGUUUAUGUGUGUGUGUGUGUGUGUGUGUGUGUGUGUGUGUGUGUGUGUGUGUGUGUGUGCGCGUGUGUGUGUGUGUGUGUUAUCCAAGAUGAAGUUAGAUGUUCAUACCACCUUGUUUUGUAAUGAAUGUAUAAAUGUGGUCUGAGCACAGUUUAGUACUGUAAACAAGACUGUUAGUCGGUUCACUGUUAACAGUAUGCCUUUUUUUGUAGAUGUGUACAUUUGUUGCUGAAGAGCAGGCCAAACAGCACAAUUUACAGCACAUCGUUUACUGUUUUUCUACAUUUAUGAUCUGUGUUUGCUGUAUGUUCUAAAAUGAUCAUAUGUAAUAAAUGCAUUUCUUUCCAAAUGAA